Molecule: messenger RNA, 1564 nt
Organism: Micropterus salmoides (largemouth bass)
Lineage: Eukaryota; Metazoa; Chordata; Actinopteri; Centrarchiformes; Centrarchidae
Product: DENN domain-containing protein 2C-like
Exons: 11
Coding region: 1-1227 (408 amino acids)
Cellular component (GO): nucleoplasm; cytosol
Source: RefSeq, a predicted model, not a curated record
AUGAACAUCCACAGGAAAUGUAAUGUCAGUAAAGCUAUUAAAAAUCUUUGUCAAACUGAAGAGUUCAUCCUCUGGGGACCAACAACAUUUAUAGUUAAGACACACUGGACCAAACGUGAAAAUUGUGCACUAGAUGAAAGGUCAGCAGCGUCACCAGAAUCAUUAGGAAUCAUAGUUUUAUAUUUAAAUGGGUCUUUCUUCCUUUUCUCUCAGAAUCCAGAGAACCACCUGUCUCCAAACACAAGGAGGAGUUUCAGCUUCUCGUCUCUCCGCAUAAAAAAACGGCACAACAGCAAUGAUGAGGGUGGAUUUACACGACGCAGAGGGCUGCUGUCUUUUUCAUCAGUACGAGAGACAUCCAGAAAAGAGUCAGUCCUGGAUGAAGACGAGGCCUCGCAGGACCAUGUAAAGAAGACAGGAACACGCAGAAGCAGUGCGCCACAGUUCUGUGGUUCUGACACAGAUGGAGGUGAGCAGCCCAAAGGUAACCUCAUCUCUGAUGUCACUGGGAGACACAGUAUCCCACCAGGUGAAGAUGAUGGUGGACAACAAGGGGCCCUCAAGAGGUUUAGUGCCAUGUGGUCCUCCUUCCGCAAAGGCAAAAGAGAUAGAGUCAGAGAUGCUGAGCCUACAGAGCCGCCGGCCCCGGUUGUGGCAGACACAUCCAGGCAGCACCGCUUCGGCAGCGGGCAGUACUUCUUCGAGUAUCUGGUGGUGGUCAGCCUCAAGAGAACCAAGGACGGCAGCGGCUACGAACCUCAGAUCACCUACCAGUUUCCCAAGAGGGACGGGAUGGCGAGGUUUCAGAAGGAGGAGGAGGAGAAGACGCUGAAGGCAAUCACUCUCUUCUGUUUCCCAGAGGGCAUCAACUGGGCUCCUCUGACUGAGUACCACAGUGAGACCUUCUCCUUCGUUCUGACGGAGAUUGACGGCAGCAGGAGAAAUGGCUACUGCAGGAGGUUACUGCCUCGAGGGAAAGGAGCUCGACCACCUGAGGCUUACUGCAUCAUAAGCUCGCUGGCUUGUUUCGGCCUCUUCUCCAAGAUAUUUGACGAGGUGGAGAAGCGGAGGCAGAUCUCCAUGGCCAUGAUCUACCCAUUCAUGCAGAAGCUGAGGGAGGCUUCGUUCCCAGCUCCAGGACACACUGUGGAGAUUAAGAGCUUCAUUCCUGAGUCGGGCACUGAGGUCAGAUCAAACCCCUGCUUCUUCUGCUCACAUAUAGUUUGAUGAUGCAGAUAUUUUACUGCAAUGAAAGACUCAGAUCAACAGAGGCAGAAGUUCAAAACGAUUUCUGAUGCAACACAAAAUGUACAAUGUGAUGCAUCUUAAGGGCGGCUUAAGAGCUAUUCCGCCACUUAGGCUCAGUGUAUGAAUGUGUAUGACUGGUGAAUGCAGAUGUAGUGUAAAAGCGCUUUCAGUAUAUAAUAGUUAUAAUUUUCUUUAAUCUCAGAACGUGGCGACAUCUCAAACAAGAAGUUCCGAUGCACAAAGACACGUGAGCAGUCAGGUGGUCAGACAGGUUGGAAACAAACCUCCGAGUUAGACAAACUUUUUAGAGAAAGUG